Phyllostomus discolor (pale spear-nosed bat) is the source of this 3142-nucleotide messenger RNA. It is a transcript of the gene NOM1, whose product is annotated as nucleolar protein with MIF4G domain 1. Gene Ontology annotation, biological process: ribosomal small subunit biogenesis. Gene Ontology annotation, molecular function: protein binding; RNA binding. Lineage: Eukaryota; Metazoa; Chordata; Mammalia; Chiroptera; Phyllostomidae. Bases 18 to 2708 code for a protein of 896 amino acids. The transcript is spliced from 11 exons. Gene Ontology annotation, cellular component: nucleolus. The record is from RefSeq and is a predicted model, not a curated record.
ACCGGAGCGCCCGGAAGAUGGCGGCGUCCACGAGUGUGGAGUCGCGGGGUUCCGGCGGCUGCCGGCGGCGCGUGGGUCGCGGGAAGCGUCCCGGCGGGCGCGGGCCUGGGGGCGACAGGGCCGGAACCCUGAAGCGGCUAAAGCUAGCAGUGGAGGAGUUCGUGCAGGCGGCCUCCGAGGGCCAGCCCCCACGCGGCCGCGAGGGGCCCCUGGCGGAGCGGAGCGCGCGGCCGGGCGGCAGGAGGAACCGCAGGGAGCUGAAGAAGGAAAAGCGGCGACUGAAGAAGGCGCGCCGGCUGCAGAGGACCGCGGGCCCCGCGCAGGGCCCGGGCGGCGGGGCCGGGACUGCGAGCGGGCAUCAGGCGGAGGGCGCUAAGGGGUCGGGCGGCCAGACGUCCCCGCCGCGUCGGGCCCCACGGCCGCCACAGGCCUCGCCGCCUCCCCCGGCGCCAGCGAAGGCCAAGGCCUCCCCGGCCAAGAACUCCCCGGCCAAGGCCAAGGCCAAGGCCGCCCCAGCCAGGGCCGCCCCCGGGGGCACCCGGCCCUCGGCCGCCGCCAACGCCGCUCGGAAACGGGCGCUCCUUGCGGCCAACGAGGAGGAGGACCGAGAGAUCCGCAAGCUGGAGCGCUGUCUGGGCUUAAACAAGCGCAGGAAGAAGGGCGACGCCAGCUCCGUGCCUCUCAGCUUCGCCCGCGACGGGCUCGACUACAUCCUGGGAGCCCUGGGGUCCGGGGACGGCAGUGGCUUGUAUGACAGCAGCAGUGAGGAGGAGGGGGACCCCGGACAGACGGCCCGCGAGAGCGACGAGAGCGACGGAGAGAGUGUCUCCGGGGGCGGGAGCGACAGCGAGAGCGACGCCGUGGACGGGAGCGACGAGGAGAGCAACGCCGGGGACGGGAGCGACGGCGACAGCGACGCCGGGGACGGGAGCGGGGAACAGGAGGACGAGCAGGAGCAGGAGGAGGAGGAUGUACAGAAGGAAAAGGGAAAACAAGAAGGAGAAGGGAGCGUGAAGGGGAAACGCCGGACGAAGAGAGUCCGCUUUGCGGAGGAUGAAGGCAGGCCUGAAAAUUCCCCGGAGAAUGCCGACGCGGCACAGCAGCAGCGUCCGAGUGACGACGGCGAGAAGUAUGUCCCCCCGCACGUGCGGAGGGCCGAGGAGGCCGUGGACGCCCAGAGACAGGAGGAGAGGCAGAAGCUCCAGAAGCAGGUCCAAGGCCUGAUCAACAGGCUGAGCGAGCCCAACCUGGCGUCCAUCAACGGGCAGCUGGAGGAGCUGUACAUGCGGCACAGCCGGAGGGACGUGAGCGACACGCUGACGCGGGCCGUCCUGAGCGCCUGCGCCCCGGACUGGGCCGCGCCCGGCCGGCUGGUGAUGGAGCACGUCCUCCUGGUCAGCGUCCUGCACCGCACAGUGGGCAUCGAGGUCGGGGCGCACUUCCUGGAGGCCGUGGUGAGGAGGUUCGACGGCGCGUACAGAGCGGGCGGCGCAGGCAAGGAGUGCGACAACCUGCUCACCGUCGUCGCCCACCUGUAUGGCUUCCGAGUGGUGCAGAGCCUGCUCGUCUUCGACCUGCUGCGCAAGCUCGUGGGGACGUUCUCGGAGAAGGACGUGGAGCUGGUCCUGCUGCUGCUGAGGACGGUGGGCUUCACGCUGAGGAGGGACGACGCGCUGGCCCUCAAGGAGCUGAUCGCGGAGGCCCAGGCCAAGGCCCAGGCCGCCAGGGCAGACGGCAGGUUCCAGGACCAGACCCGGGUGCGGUUCAUGCUGGAGACCAUGCUGGCGCUGCGGAACAACGACGUGCGGAAGAUCCCGGGCUACGACCCCGAGCCCGCCGAGCGGCUGCGGAAGCUGCAGGGGGCUCUGGUGCGGGGCGCUGGCUCGGGCACAGACCCUCAGCUGCGCGUGUCCUGGGACAGCGUCCUGAACGCCCCGCAGACCGGGCGCUGGUGGAUCGUGGGGUCCGCCUGGAGCGGGACCCCGAUGAUCGACAGCAGCCAGCAGAAGGCCCUGCAGGAGCCACCAGCGGGCACGGUCAGCACCAAGAUGCUGGAGCUCGCCCGGAAGCAGAGGAUGAACACCGACGUCAGGAGGAGCAUCUUCUGCACGAUCAUGAGCAGCGAGGACUUCCUGGACGCGUUCGAGAGGCUCCUGAAGCUCGGGCUCAAGGACCAGCAGGAGCGGGAGGUGGUGCACGUGCUCGUGGACUGCUGCCUGCAGGAGAGGAGCUACAACCCUUUCUACGCCUUCCUGGCCGGCAAGCUCUGCGGCUACGAGAGGAGGUUCCAGAUGACUUUCCAGUUCAGCAUCUGGGACAAGUUUCGGGACUUGGAGAACUUGCCAGCCACUAGCUCCUCCAACCUGGUUCACCUGGUGGCCCACUUGCUGAAGACGAAGUCCCUCCCCCUCUCCAUCCUCAAGGUGGUCGAGUUCAGCGAACUGGACAAGCCCAGAGUCCACUUUCUGCGGAGCGUGCUGCACAUGCUGCUGAUGGAAACGGAGGCUGAAGACCUGGGCGUGAUCUUCGCCAGGGUGUCCGACAACCCGAAGCUGGGCGUGCUGCGCGAGGGCCUGAAGCUCUUCAUCGGCCACUUCCUGCUGAAGGGCGCGCAGGCGCCCCGCAGCCCCGAGGAGGCCCGGGCGCUGCGGGAGCGGGCGGAGCUCACCACCCGGGCGCUGCAGGGCAGGGCCGCGCUGAGGAUGUAGGGCGGCCGGGGCCUGUGUGCGGCUCCACGGACUGGGGGGCGGGGAGAGCACCCCACGGCCCGGCCCGCUGCGCUCCAGCUGCUGCGUUCUGAGAUGUUUCUGGAUCCGAGGCUGUGCGUGUGCUGUAGACACUCGUGUGCGUGUGGGAGGCGCCGGCCGGCACGGGACAGGCUCUCUGGGUGACGAGGCGGGCGGUGUGGGAGUGUGGGCCCACGUGUGUGCCCCUCGCUUCUGCGUAGAUGGGCGAGGCGGGCCGCGGGAGGGGGCAGCUACAGACACGGGGGCUCGAUCCCACGUGCCUGUCGGUGCAGAGUUCGGAGACCACCGGUGACGCGUGGCGCCUGCUCCUCGGCUGAGUGUGACGUGUUGGGCACGCACGUGUCCAGGACCGUCAGUGGCAGCCGGGUGUGGCCCCGUGUGUGUGGGGGCCGCUG